AGUUAUCCUUCUGUCUUUUUCUAGCCCACAGACAAAGAACAGGAGUUUGCAGCUGCAAGUGCAAAACAGCUUGAAUAUCAACAGUUAGAGGACGACAAGCUCUCUCAAAAAUCAUCAUCAAGCAAACUUUCCAAGUCUCCUCUAAAGAUUGUCAAGAAACCUAAAAAUAUGCAGUGCAAAGUGACACUCCUGGAUGGAUCUGAAUAUGCAUGUGAAGUAGAGAAACGUUCCAGAGGUCAAGUGCUAUUCGACAAAGUGUGUGAGCAUCUGAACCUUUUGGAAAAAGACUACUUUGGGCUAACAUACAGAGACACAGAAAACCAAAAGAAUUGGUUGGACCCUGCCAAGGAAAUCAAGAAGCAGAUCCGAAGUGGUGCUUGGCAGUUUGCAUUUAAUGUGAAAUUCUACCCUCCAGAUCCUGCCCAGCUAUCUGAAGAUAUUACCAGGUACUACCUCUGCUUGCAGCUGAGAGAUGACAUCGUGUCUGGCCGGCUGCCCUGCUCCUUUGUCACCCUUGCCCUGCUGGGCUCCUAUACUGUGCAGUCUGAGCUUGGUGACUACGACCCGGAUGAGUACGGCAGUGACUAUGUCAGCGAGUUUCGCUUUGCACCGAAUCACACUAAAGAGCUGGAAGAUAAGGUGAUCGAGCUGCACAAGAGCCACAGGGGAAUGACACCUGCUGAGGCUGAGAUGCAUUUUCUGGAGAAUGCCAAAAAGUUAUCAAUGUAUGGAGUAGAUCUCCAUCAUGCCAAGGAUUCUGAAGGAGUGGAAAUCAUGUUAGGAGUUUGCGCAAGUGGGCUCUUAAUAUAUCGAGACCGACUCAGAAUAAAUAGAUUUGCCUGGCCAAAGGUUCUGAAAAUUUCAUACAAAAGGAACAACUUCUACAUCAAAAUCCGACCAGGGGAGUUUGAGCAGUUUGAAAGCACUAUUGGGUUUAAGUUGCCAAAUCAUCGUGCUGCAAAGCGCUUAUGGAAAGUGUGUGUUGAGCACCAUACAUUUUUCAGGCUCCUUCUACCUGAAGCACCUCCAAAGAAGUUCCUCACACUGGGCUCCAAGUUUCGUUACAGCGGUAGGACACAGGCUCAGACGAGAAGAGCCAGUGCACUCAUAGACCGGCCCGCACCUUACUUUGAGCGGUCUUCUAGUAAACGUUACACGAUGUCCCGCAGCUUGGAUGGCGGUAAGGUCCUCUUCAUUGACUUGGUCAGAAGUUACAGUCGUGAUGGUCACUGCUUUAAAUUUGAUGUAAGCCUCUUGUAAUUUCAUACCCCCUGA
Molecule: messenger RNA, 1275 nt
Organism: Meleagris gallopavo (turkey)
Lineage: Eukaryota; Metazoa; Chordata; Aves; Galliformes; Phasianidae
Source: RefSeq, a predicted model, not a curated record